Molecule: messenger RNA, 2142 nt
Organism: Centropristis striata (black sea bass)
Lineage: Eukaryota; Metazoa; Chordata; Actinopteri; Perciformes; Serranidae
Product: macrophage-expressed gene 1 protein-like
Exons: 2
Coding region: 1-2142 (713 amino acids)
Biological process (GO): defense response to bacterium
Source: RefSeq, a predicted model, not a curated record
AUGAAGGCAGCAGCGACCCUCCUGGCUCUCUCUCUCCUUCAAGCCUGUUCCUCAGUCCCCGUCAGCCGCCCCACCAACUGGCUCAGACAAUGUCGAGCCUCCACCAACCUCUCCAUCACAGCACUGGAGGUGCUGCCAGGUGGAGGCUGGGACAAUCUCAGGAACACGGACAUGGGUCGAGUCAUGAACCUCAGCUACUUCCAGUGCCAGACCACCGAGGACGGGCUCUACCUCAUCCCAGAUGAGGUGUUCGUCAUCCCCCACAAGGAGACGAGUGUGGGGACCAACUCAGAGAUCAUCAGCUCCUGGCUGGAGCAGAAAAGCUCAACAUCCAGCUCCAUAAAUGCAGAAGUUUCCUAUUUCAGCUUGCUGAAUGGCAAAUUUUCUGAGGAGAACCAGAGGAUGAAAACCCAUCAGGUCAAAGAUUCUUCAACUACAGCCAGAGUCCAAAUUCGUAACUUCAUCUACACAGUUAAGGCAUAUCCGGACUUCACUCUGGACUCACGAUUUGCUCAACAAGCCAAAGAUAUUGCAGAUGCAAUUGAAAACAACCAAACCAGGAAUGCCAACUAUCUCUCAGAGAAGAUGGUGCUGGACUAUGGAACCCAUGUUAUCACUAGUGUCGACGCUGGAGCCACUUUGAUGCAGGAGGACUACCUCAAUUCUUCAUACGUGACAGACAAUGUGUCACAAAGUUCCUCCAUCACAGCGCAGGCAGGCUUCAACUUUUUUGCCAAACUCAAGUUUGACAUAAGCAUUCCAAAUACCCAACAGAGCUCAUCACUGCAAACCUAUCAGUCCAACAUUAAGUACUGGUUUAUUCAGAGCCAUGGCGGCACACCCUUCUAUCCUGGCAUCCCUCUGCAGAAGUGGCAGGAAAAUAUCAGGAACAACCUGGUUGCUAUUGACCGGUCAGGCUUCCCUCUACAUAACUUUAUAAACACCAAAACCUUCCCUGAUCUGCCACCGCCGACAGUCGGCAAAGUGGCCCUUGCAGUGAGUCAGGCUGCUGAGCGUUACUACAAGGUCAACACGCGGCCUGGAUGUGUCGACAUCAGCUCCAAGAACUUCAACUUCCAAGCCAACAUUGAUGAUGCAUCCUGUGAAGGCCCCGCCACAAACCUCAAUUUUGGUGGCGUGUACCAACAGUGUGUUCCUCUCAGCACGGAUGCUGGUCCACUAUGUGAAGCCCUGGCCCAGAAGAACCCUGAUACAGGGAACUUCACAUGUCGUUCGCCUUACUCUGCUACUUUACUGAGAUCAGAAGUGAGACAGCAGGGUUACACAACCUAUGACUGCUAUGACCAACCCUACCGGUGUGGAUUUUUGUACUUGUCAUCUUGCAAUCGUCAAGUGUGUCAGGACAACUACCAUGUUCGCUCUGCUCGCAUCAACACUAACUGGUGCUCCGUAAACGGACAGGCCCCAGAAAACUCAGGGUAUCUGUUUGGAGGCAUAUACAGCCCCUCUCUCCUGAACCCCCUCACCAAUGCCAAAAGAUGCCCCGCAAACUUCAUUCCCUUGAAGUUUCUCUCAGAUGGCCAAGUGAUCUGUGUGAGUAACGACUAUGAAGCUGGCAGCAAAUACGCAGUUCCAUUCGGAGGCCUCUUCAGUUGUGAGUCAAGCAACCCCUUGGCAAAGGAUCAGCGUCGCUGCCCUUCUAAGUUCAGUCAGCACCUCGCCACAGUGAGUGACGGCUGUGAAAUCCUUUACUGUGUUCAGUCAGGUCUGUUCACAGGUGGGCAGCUGCUUCCGAUCCGUCUGCCUCCUUUCACUAAACCUCCACUUGUCAGCAUGCAAGCCACAAACACAGUCAUGGUGAUGACUGAAGGAGAGAAGAGCUGGGUCAGAGUGGGGCAGACGAAGGCGUGGAAACUGGCCAAACCAGAGGAAAUCAAGGAGAUUGUACGGGAGCUUAACCCAGAACUGAAUCAGAUGUCUAGUGAUGAAAAGGCAGGGGUAGCCUUUGGGGUGAUGGGUAUGAUGGGGCUGGUGAUAGUGGCGGUAGUCCUGGUAGUCCUAGUCCUGAGGAGAAGGAGGAGGCUGUCUGUGUUUAGCCGAGCUGAAGGCUUUGUGGAAAUGAGUUCAGAGGUCGAGCGUAAUGAAGGAGGCGAGAGAGAGACACAGCAAGGAGAGGCCUAG